Messenger RNA from Acaulospora colombiana, 960 nucleotides. NCBI's taxonomy places the organism in Eukaryota, Fungi, Glomeromycota, Glomeromycetes, Diversisporales, Acaulosporaceae. The record is from the annotation of a GenBank genome assembly.
AUGCAUCCUGUAAAAAAACGUGGAAGGCCGCCUACAACUGUUGUGAAUAAAAUUCGUUCAGCUUUUGCCAUAUGUCCCGUGUCACCCACACACUUUCAAGAUUUUUCGAAAACAUUUAUUCCUCAGAAGCUUUUUCCAGACAUUUGGGCUGCACGAUCCACAGAUCGAUGGGAGAUUGCACCGUCGAACGAUGCUGGCAAUGAGAAUUAUAUAAAACCACCACGGAAAAGAAAACCUAUUCCUUUAGAUCAUAAAGAAGAGUGGAAUCUAUUAAUAGAAUUGGAUAAUGCCUCGAAACCUCUGUCUCCAAAAGCUGUUAGAUUAAAGGGGAAAUUGCAUUUACGGAGGCUCAAGCGAGGAUUAGGUUUGAAGAUUUUUGAUAUCGAUACCAUUGUUUCCGAACAUAUGAGAUCUUCAAUACCAUUAGAGAUUAUGCCGCACGAGGAUUUUUUCGAAACUGAAAAACAGGCUAAGGAUGUUAAAGAGAAUAAAGAAAAAAAUAUUGACUCCACUAGUCAAAUUGAAAAUUUAAUGUCCACUCCAUAUAAGAACUCUUUUGCAUCAAGGUUAUAUGGUGACAUUCGUUCAGCUAAUACGCUUACUGCAGAAAAUGCCUGGACUAGUCCUUUACAAAGAAAACUAAGGCCAUACAUUCGUCGAGAUUACGAGACCAUGCCACCGAAAUUGAAUUUACUACGUGACAUCGUCAAAUAUGCGCAUCGGAGUGAUCCCAAUUGGACACAACCGCCCUCUAGUCCUAUUGAUUUUUGUUAUUUUCAAAAAGAGCACCUGAGUCAAGUUAAUGAUUUGCUGCAACGAUGUUUUUGGCCAGGAAUCGAUGGUGGUGUCGUUGCAAUGUAUAAGCGAUUGAUAAUUGGGUGCGGGUUUAUGACACCAGAGGCCUACAUCACAUACAUCGCUGUAGCACCUGGAUGGCAAAAGUCGGGGAUAGGGCAGUGA